AUGGCUGCGGCCGGCGGCGGCAGCGGGGCGGCGGCUGGUCGAGCCUACUCGUUCAAGGUGGUGCUUCUGGGGGAAGGCUGUGUGGGGAAGACGUCGCUGGUGUUGCGCUACUGCGAGAACAAGUUUAACGACAAGCACAUCACCACUCUGCAGGCAUCUUUCUUAACAAAGAAGUUAAAUAUUGGUGGGAAAAGAGUAAAUCUUGCCAUAUGGGAUACAGCAGGUCAAGAGAGAUUUCAUGCAUUGGGUCCAAUUUACUACAGAGAUUCAAAUGGAGCUGUUUUAGUUUAUGACAUGACAGAUGAAGAUUCUUUUCAGAAGGUAAAAAACUGGGUCAAAGAAUUACGGAAAAUGUUGGGAAAUGAAAUCUGUUUAUGUAUAGUUGGUAAUAAAAUAGACUUGGAAAAGGAGAGACAUGUUUCCAUUCAAGAAGCAGAAUCGUAUGCAGAAUCUGUGGGAGCAAAACAUUAUCAUACUUCAGCCAAACAAAACAAAGGAAUUGAAGAACUCUUUCUUGACCUUUGUAAAAGGAUGAUAGAAACAGCACAAGUGGAUGAGAGGGCAAAGGGCAAUGGCUCCAGUCAACCAGGAGCUGCACGGCGAGGCGUACAGAUUAUCGACGAUGAACCUCAAGCCCAGAGUGGUGGCGGAGGGUGCUGUUCCUCUGGAUAA
This is a messenger RNA of Chrysochloris asiatica (Cape golden mole), 672 nucleotides long. RefSeq names its product ras-related protein Rab-21-like. The record is from RefSeq and is a predicted model, not a curated record. Gene Ontology annotation, molecular function: GTPase activity; GTP binding. The transcript is spliced from 7 exons. The coding region runs from base 1 to 672 and encodes 223 amino acids. Lineage: Eukaryota; Metazoa; Chordata; Mammalia; Afrosoricida; Chrysochloridae. Gene Ontology annotation, biological process: Rab protein signal transduction.